This is a messenger RNA of Drosophila obscura, 1374 nucleotides long. Its product is annotated as dynein regulatory complex protein 9. Bases 107 to 1258 code for a protein of 383 amino acids. The record is from RefSeq and is a predicted model, not a curated record. The transcript has 4 exons. Lineage: Eukaryota; Metazoa; Arthropoda; Insecta; Diptera; Drosophilidae.
UCAGAAUUCAAACACACUGCCAAGGGAGCAGACACACACUUUGGGGGAAUCGGAAUACAUAUUUUACAUGCGGGAAAAGUAAUACAAAAAGAAACAAGAGGCCAAGAUGAGUAUGACGGAGAUGUUGCGUGGCAAGAAGAAGCCGGAGGAGAAGGUGAAUGCCAUAAAGAUGGCACUUCAUGAUUUCUCUAGUGUGCGGCUCAUACAAAUUGGCUGUGUAAUUGAUGUGGUGGCCGAGUCGAUAGAACGCGUUAAGAUCUCAAUGAUAUUGCCGAAACUCUUGGAUAAUCCCACUUUUAUGGCCAAGAUCCUCCGGGGCACCAAAUACGAGCAUGCUGUCAAUCUAGUCGAUUCCUUUGUGCGUCGCCGUGAAUUCAUACUGAAGGAGAAACGUCCUCCCCUGAUGGACCAUGGCAUGAUCAAGAUCAUCGACUACUUCCAGCGGAACAAUCAGAUGUACAAGCUGUUCCCCACGUACUACAACAAUAUGAGGGAGGACGAGAAGAAGCUGCUGGUGGCCUUCGAGAUGCUCUUCGAUUUGGCCAAAGAGCGUUUGUAUCGCACAUCGGCGGAUGUCAUUGCCCAGGAGCGGAAGCUGCAUGCCAUGUAUCUGGAGAAUGAGACCAUCAAAACUAAUGUUGAUAUCCUCAAGAAGAAAAUCCACUCGCAGAAGAUGACACUCAAGUGGAAAAUGGCCGCCAAGGAGGCGUAUCUCAAGAAGUAUGAGGACAUGUUGGCCAAGAAAAAGCGCGAGAAAAACGAACGAAUACAAAAUGAAAUUGACAAGUGCACUCGGAUCGUAAAGAAGAAUCAAAAGGCAAGCCUGGAAAAGCAGUUGGAGCUCGAGGCAGAGCUGGAGAAAGAUCGCCAUAUCUAUGAGCAGACAACCAAACAGAAUCGAGCUAUGGAGAUGGAGGCACGCGAGGAAAAAAACAAACUUCUGCUCCAACUUCAAGGCCUCAUCAAGAAGUACGAUCACAGUAUACGCGACAAAAUGGUCGAGAACUUGGAUCUCAGCGAUCAAUAUACCAAAGCCAAAAAGGAGCUGGACGCCUUUCUAGUCGGGCAUCGCCAGAUUGAGCGGGUGUACAAGGAGGUGGUGGUGAAGCGCGAGGACCAGGAGCGUCGCGCUCGCCAGAAUCGCAUCAUGAACUUUACAAUGAAUCGUGCGGCCUCCAAGAUACAAAAGUACUGGAAAAAAUGGAAGAAGGCCCUACAGAAGAAAGAAAAACAACUCAAGCGCAGCAAGAAAAAAUAACUCGCAAAUUAUUCGUUUCUGAAAAUUUAAAAAAUAUUUAAUAAGUUGAAAUUUUGAAAAGUUUAGAACCGAAAUACACGAGAUAUUUGGCAAUCAUUGUAAUAUUUGCCGUCAAC